AUGGGCAAGUUAAAAAUAUUUGACAUCUCCUUCUCCAACCUGAGUGGUGUCUUUUACGCUGGUACUGUCCUACAAGGACAAGUCACAGUUGAGUUAGCUGAACCUAUGAAAAUGAGAGGGAUAACACUGAGAUUUGAAGGAAAGGCAUAUGUUCACUGGACUGAAACACAGCAUGCUAAUGCAGCACACCAUCACAGAGGACAUCAUACUGACCACUAUACAGCAAACGAAGUUUACUUUAAUCAAGAUAGCUUGCUGUGUGGCAUUUUUCCAAAUCAAGGCAGCAAUACCAUUGACUUACUGCCAGGACGACAUGUUUAUCCAUUUCAAUUCCAACUUCCAAAUGGACUUCCAUCCUCUUUUGAGGGUGUGUUUGGUCAUAUCCGGUAUACUGUCAAAUGCACAAUAGAUAAGCCUUGGAAAUUUGAUCACACAACAAAGCGGCCAUUCACUGUUAUCAGCAUACUGGAUUUAAAUCAGCAGCCAAACUGCUUGUCAAGAAUUCAAGGAUCGAACCAGAAAACACUCUGCUGCCUGUGCUGUAAGUCUGGACCACUCCAAGCCACAUUCCAUGUUGAUAGAAGUGGAUAUGUACCAGGGGAAGCGAUACAACUGUUUGCUGAAAUAAGUAAUGGUACUGACAGAAAGAUAGAUAAAACCUAUGUAGAUCUGAAAAUGAUAACAGUAUAUCAUGCUAUCGGGAGAUCCAAAAUGCAUGUCCAAGAAGUUGCCCGUGUGACCAGACCUGGAUUUGAAGCUCAUGGGAGUGACCAGUGGAAUGGGGAAAAACUUGUGGUUCCUCCCUUACCACCAUCAUUUUUAGCCGGAUGCAAAAUUAUUGAUGUCCGGUAUAUUUUGCAGCUCAAUGUGGAUCCAUCUGGACCUUCAUUUGACCUUGAAGUUCCCCUGGAGAUUCUCAUUGGCACAAUUCCUUUAAUGUCAGUGGUGCAGCAGUUUCCUCCCAUGCCACCUCUGCCCCCGCCAGGCUACAGUCCGUCUGCACCUCCACCCGAGGCAUUUUAUCCUACUGCUCCACCAAUAGGCCUACCAGACAUGCCACCCCCAUCUUACAAUGAAUGUAUCACUGGCAAAGUCAGCAUACGUGAGGAGGGCGACAAUGAACAUACUGGAGGAAAUUUGGACUAUGCACCUGUCUAUCCAUACUACAACUGGGGACACACACCAGGUGCUUUACCUGAGCAGUCUGGGAAGCAGUAG
This is a messenger RNA of Candidula unifasciata, 1218 nucleotides long. The record is from the annotation of a GenBank genome assembly. Lineage: Eukaryota; Metazoa; Mollusca; Gastropoda; Stylommatophora; Geomitridae.